Molecule: messenger RNA, 1579 nt
Organism: Heterocephalus glaber (naked mole-rat)
Lineage: Eukaryota; Metazoa; Chordata; Mammalia; Rodentia; Bathyergidae
Source: RefSeq, a predicted model, not a curated record
UGAUCAUAGGUAAAUUCAGGUCUGUGUGUGUAGAUCUAUGUCUGUGUGUACAGCUACCUAUAAAGUUUUAUUAGCAAGCUAGAACGACAGCAACAUGGCACCAUGAGCCUCUCCCUGGGGCUGGGGCACCUGAUUUGCCUGCCUCACUGCAAGGCUGUGCCCACAUGACGCCUGGGGCAGAAGAUGUGCUCCCAGCAGCACUUGCAUCCUGAUGGUUCUGACCCUCACCUGAAACAGCAAGAAAUCCAGCUUCAGGCGGUGAGUCUUGGUUCAGGUGUUGAUGGUACAGCACGGUCAGGAGGCCUUGCUUGCUGGGGGGGCUUCCCCAGUCACGAGGUCCCCUGGCCCCAACCCCCACUGUGAGCACACUGUGGAAGCCAAGCUCUGUGAAAGCUCCCUGGAAGUGGAUGAUGUAUGGUAUUAAUAAAGGAGAUGUGAAAUAUUCUAUCAGGAUGUUCAUGCCAGAACCAUGCUGGGAAGCACUGUGACCUCCCCUUCAGGUCUCUGCUGCAUAAGAGUUGCCAAAGGGUUUACUUCCCCACGAAAGAUCCUGCAUUCAGACCCCCAGACUGGGUGGGGGCCCAAGAAUUUGCCUUGCCAAGCUGUGGGGGCAGAGGGGCUGUUCAACAGGAUUGCUAAGCUGGUAGGAGGUAUCUCUUUAGCUUCUCUUGUGGGAGGCCUGCCUGUGAUAAGGCUGAGAGAGACAGAGAAAGGGAGGGGAGGGAGGGAGAGGGGAGGGGAGAGAGGAGAAGAGGGGGAGAAGAAGGAGAAGGGGAAAGGCGAGAGGGAGAGAGAGAGGGAGGGAGAGAGAGAGAGAGCAUGCCUGGAUCAAGCCAUAGCUGAAGCCAUCAAUUCAGGUAUCUCAGAAAUACGAACCUGUAAGCCCCAGUACAUUCCCUCAUUUUUCUUACAGCAGAUGGAUUGCGGUUGUAAGAGUCUUGAACGCCACAGGGAUCAUUACCUAAGAGAUGUUGCUGUGAGGGUAAACAUGAGACCAAGACACUGCCCUGUGCUGAGUGCCGGGGGAAGGGCUUCCCAGAGGAGGCGACACAGAGCUUGUCGCAGGAGAGAGAGAGUGGGCACGGCCAUCAUUGGACUUCUGGCAACUGAGCUCAAGACUGAUGCACGCUGUGUCUUAGGGUGCUCUCCUGGGCUGAGCAGGGCCUGGAGCAGGCAGAUGUGCUCACAGCUGCCCGGUGCCGGGAUACCACAGCCACUGUCCUGCUCAGUCCAGCCCUGGGCUUUGGUGUCCAGGCGGGAGAAACUUGGCUCUGUUGAGCUUUUCAAAAUAAAGUGGUUUUUAUUUCAUAUUCACGAGAGAGGUUGCAAAAGAGACUCAGGGUCGCUGCUUUUCAUAUUAUUUAUGCAUUUGCCCCCCCAUCUCUCUUCCCAAAAGCAAGUCACAAAAGGGCCUUUGUUCUCCACAAGUUCAAAGCCAGCUCCUCCAAGGGGAGACUUCUGGGCGAUCACACGGGAGGCUGCUGUUCCAACGGCUGGCUGUCAGAGCAGAAAUACGGUCCGAGUCAGGGUUCCGGCAGUUUGCACGCUGCAGGAGCCGCCUGAAUGGUUUCCAGUGUGA